AUGACAGAAUCAUGUCAGCUUGACCCGGACGUGAUGGAUGACCUCGCUGGUUUGUGCUCUGAGGACAGCAGCGGCGACUCGCAACACAUUCUGCCCGGUGGCUCGGAGGAGAAAGAACACGUGAAGGUCUACCUCCGCGUCCGACCCCUGACGGCGACCGAGUCGCAGAUACGUGCCGGCUUGGGCAUUUGUUCAGAGGGCUGCUUGUCCGUGGAGCCGCCCGAUACCAUUUUGGUCAGACCGAAGUCGGCCAACCUCGGCUCCGAGAAAGUCUUCGCGCACGCAGCUCAGCGCUUUCAGUUCUCGCAGGUUUACGGUCCGGACACCAGCCAAAAGGAGUUGUUCCGAGGAACGGUCAAGGAACUGGUCGGACAUGUUCUCCACGGAGGGAAUUCUCUGGUCUUCACGUACGGUGUGACCAACGCUGGCAAAACCUUCACUUUUUUAGGGACGGACGACGAUGCCGGCAUCCUGCCCAGGUCCCUGGACCUCAUCUUCUCCAGCUUGGGGGAGAAGGUCUCGGACCGCCCGGACGUCAAGCCCCAUCGCUGCCGAGAGCUCGUCAGGCUGAGCGAGGAGCAGCGAGCCCAGGACGCUGCCUUCAAGGACAACCUGCUGAGACGCCUCAAAAGCGGAAGCGACAGCACAUUGGGGAGCGACGACAGCAAGACAUUCUUUCAAGGCGAGUUUCUUUGUACUGCGGAAGAGCGACUGAGCCUGGGAGAGGAAGCCCACGACAAGUUCUCCGUCUGGGUCUCCUUCUGCGAGAUCUACAACGAGAACAUCCACGACCUCCUGGAGGCGGCGCCCGGCGGCACGGGCCGCAGGACGGCCCUGCGCUUGUCUCAGGACGCCCAUGGCAAUGCCUUCGUUAAAGACCUGCGCUGGGUGCAAGUGGACGACGCCGAUGAGGCCUACAGAGUUGUCAAGCUGGGCAAAAGUAACCAAAGCUUCUCCUCCACAAAGAUAAACCAGCUUUCCAGCCGAAGUCACAGCAUCUUCUCCAUUCGCAUUCUGAGGACAAAGGACGGGGAAUCUCCACCAGAGGUCGCCAUCAGCGAGUUGUGCCUGUGCGACCUGGCCGGCUCGGAACGCUGUGACAAGACUCAAAACCAAGGCCAACGGCUGAAGGAGGCGGGAAACAUUAACUCCUCGCUGCUCAUCCUGGGAAAGUGCAUCAACGCGCUUCGUCACAACCGCAAUGCAAAAGCACCGCAGCACGUGCCUUUCCGCGAGAGCAAGCUGACUCAUUAUCUGCAAGGCUUCUUAAGCGGCGGCAGCAAAGUACGCAUGUUGGUUAACGUCAGCCAAUGCGCGUCAGCCAUCGACGAGACCCUUCGCGUGCUCAAGUUCUCCGCCUUGGCGCAGAAGGUGGUGCUCGUGCCCAGCCGGGCCCCUCCUGCCCCGCCCAACAAGGAUCCGAGGAUUACUCAGAUUGACCAGGACAAUGGACCGGAGGAGGAGGAAGGUGAUGAGGAAGACUAUGGUUCAACCAAGCACAUGAUGUCUCAAAGUGAGGACGAGGACGACUUUGAGGACGACAUUCAGGAUGAAAUCAUCAGUGGAAUGACAAAUGAGCAGCAGGUGGCGCUGGUGAGGCGCCUCCGCCUGGAGCUGAGGAAGGAGCGUGCGGAAAAAGCUUCAGCGGAAGCUCGCGUCCGAGAGGACCUCGGCGCAGAGUUGGGCGGAUUGGUCGCCAAGAUGCAGGACGACUUCACCGAGCGGCUGGCCAGAGAGAAGGAACUCUUGGAGGAGCGCGCGGAGGAACGUCUGGAGAUAUUCAAGAUGUUGACUGACAAGAUGGCAGCCUGCACUGAAGAUCACCAUCAAGAAGCAGAGAAGGAGGCCCAGAUGGCCGCUCUGCGUCAGGAGUUAGGGGAAGAGCGUGAAGAGGCAUUGCGGGAAAGUCGGCGGCGUGAGGCGGAGCGGAGGCGGGAGCUACUGGCCGUGGCGCACGAAGCCAUCGAGCAGAAGGAUGCCGAGCUGGAGAAGAGGGCGCUCCAAAUCGCCCAACUGGAGGACCUUUCCAAAGAGAACUCCGACAAAGUCAAGAAUCUGACGCUGGACUUGGAGAAGAAGGAGGAGCUCUGCGGCGAGUUCCGAGAGAAGCUGGCCGACUACAAGAAGCAAAUCCAGCAGGUCCACAAAGAAAUCUCUGCCACCAAAGAAGAAGAUGAGCUCCUAAGACGCAAAAUAGGCGAUGCCGAGAAGCUGAAGAAGAAGCUUCAGGCCGACCUCACAAGCAAAGACAGAACAAUUCAACAACUCAAGACGGAUCAGGCGGCAGAGACCCAGCGCAACGAGAACCUACGGUUGUACCACGAAGCUUGUCGAGAGCUGGAGGCUAAUCGGCGGCUGGCGGACGACAUGCGCUCGACCCUGCUGGAGCAGGAGGAGACGCAGGAGCAGAUGGAGCGUGCGCUAGAGGAGAAAGUCGAACUCAUCCAGGAACUCCGCCGUGAGUUGGAACAAGUCAAGGAGAUGUCAACGGGGCGGAACGGCGAAGACGACGUGUUGCCUGACGUCACGGUGACCCGAAGGGAAGACACCGUUCUCGCUCAGGAGAGUCUCAAGGUCACCUGCGGGAUGUUAUUUAUUGACUGUCCCUUCGAUCUGGAGAAGGCUGAUGACAGGGUGCCCACAGAGGAGCUGUGGUUUUGUAUGAGGAAGUCUGGAGUGGCAGAGAAGUAUGUUCAAGUGGUGGAGGACAUGUUUGAGGACUAUGACAUUGUGAUCUGUAGUGAGAGCAGGGAAGAGGUGGAGAAGAAACUCGAGGGGUUGAAGCUUUCGGAGGAAAAACACGAGGCGGAGCGGCUCAAGUGGCGGGAAGAGAAGCUGUCUCUGAUUGGUCAGAUUAAGGAGGCGGAGCAAAAGCGCAACCAGGAAGUUAAAAAAUUCGCCGAGGACCGGGAACGCUACCUGGCGCGGCAGGCUCAGCUGGAGGCGGAGCUUGUGGAUAAAGAGGAAAAGAUGGAGAGCUGGAGGAAGGAACGAGACGUGCUGGUUGCCGGCCUGGAAGUGCAGAUGAGGAAGCUCCUGGCUAGCAUUGCCCAAAAAGACCAGAUUAUUCAGCAGCUACGCUGCAACAGCACACAGUCGCAACCAGAGGGCUCGUCGGGCGACCCGUCGCUGCUGGAGUCAUCGCAGAUCUCCACGGAAAACGGGCACACCAGCCGCUUUCCGCAGCCCGAGUUGGAGAUCUCCUUCAGCCCGCUGCGUCCCGACCGACUGGCGUUGCGACGGCAGGGCAGCACGGAGGCAGUCACCGUCAAGAUCACGCCCUCCACUCGCAAGAGGAAGAGCGCCGACAAGAAUGAAGUGGAGGUGGAGAACGAAAAAAACAGCAAAGCCACGGCGACGCUGAACCAGGGCCAAGACAAGGUGCAAUCGGCGACGUCGCCAGGUGGCGCCAGCGUGCACUCCCGCAAAGAAGGAACGCUGCAAAAGAUCGGAGACUUCCUCCAAAGUUCUCCCACCCUCAUCGGCUCCAAAGCCAAGAAGAUGAUGAGCCUGGUGAGUGGCGUGGAUCUGAGUGCCUCAUCGUCUCCCGCAAAGAAGAGCAAACGCAAAUUGUUGGCCGCCGACAUCUCUUCUCCCAUGGACAUGCCCGCCCACCCGAUGAUCAAGAAUGUCUGCGAAGACAAACAAAGCGAUUAUCUGAGCAUCAAAAGACGACUUCGCUCCCGAGUCGGCAAAUAA
Messenger RNA from Nerophis lumbriciformis (worm pipefish), 3699 nucleotides. The record is from RefSeq and is a predicted model, not a curated record. NCBI's taxonomy places the organism in Eukaryota, Metazoa, Chordata, Actinopteri, Syngnathiformes, Syngnathidae.